CUUUUUUUCCAUCACAAUUCUUCCACUGGGGGCCAGCGCCAGCGAGCCACGAGUGGAUCAAAUGGGUCAUCCGGAAGCGACCGAGACCCCCGGUCAGUGCAUUACUAAUGCAAAUGAGGGCUUUCUCCAACUCGAUGAGAAGGAAGAUCCCAGACAAUGGCCAAGAACCAGAAAGUGGGUGUGUACGGUGAUUGUGGCGGUGAUGACGGGAGUCAUUGCUUUCUGCUCGAGUAUCUACACCGCUGGAACCAGCCUCAUCACUGCCACUUAUGGCUGUUCACGCACCGUCGCCACUCUUGGGGUGACGACAUUUCUUCUGGGAUUUGCAUCAGGGCCCCUGAUCUUCGCUCCCCUGUCUGAAGUCUAUGGCCGAAACUACAUUUUCCGGCUUACUCUAGGACUGUUUGUUCUCUUCCAGAUCGGCUGCGCGUUGGCGCCAAAUAUAGCAUCCCUCAUUAUCUUCCGAUUCUUGACCGGCUUUUUUGGUUCUCCGUCCGUCACAAACUCGGGUGGUUCUAUCACGGACCUCUGGCCGCAAAGCGAACGGUCUGUGCCUUUGGCUUUGUUUUCCGCCGGUAGCUUCCUUGGACCCGUCUUCGCGCCUGUUGCGGGCGGGUUUAUUUCCGAGUACCUCUCCUGGAGAUGGAACUUCUGGGUGGUUCUCAUUGUUAGUGGCGUAGUGUAUGCGGCAUGUGUGCUCUUCUUGCCAGAAACAUAUGCGCCUAAGCUUCUGCGAGAUAAGGCUCGUCGUCAGGGCGUCGUCCAGGACGGCCCGUCUCUCAACUCACAACUUAUGACCUCUCUAACCCGCCCUUGGCUGAUGCUCUUCGCGGAGCCCAUUCUCUUUCUACUAUCGCUCUAUAUGGCUUUCAUAUACGGAAUCCUAUACCUGGACUUUACGGCGUAUCCGAUCGUAUAUGAACAGUCCCGUGGUUGGACUGCCGGUAUAUCUGGUCUCUCAUUCCUAGGCAUGGGAACAGGCAUGGCAAUAGCGACAAUUGCCUCGCCGUACGUGAACAGAAUUCAUGCGACAUAUGUCACCAAACUCGGCCCAGAGCCAGAAGCCCGACUACCCCAUAUCAUCGUCUUGUCCUGGCUGAUCCCCGCCAGCUUAUUCUGGUUUGGUUGGACCGCGAUGCCUCCGACGCACUGGAUUGUGGGCAUUAUAUCAGGUGCACCUUUCGGCUUCAGUCUGAUAUUACUCUUUCUCGCCAUCACGUCCUAUCUCACUGACUGCUACGGGCCGUAUGGCGCAAGUGCGCUUGCAGCUAAUGCAGUGUUCCGUUCUAUCUUCGGCGCAGUCUUCCCACUGUUUGGCACGUAUCUAUAUGACGGCUUGGGGGUACCCUGGGGUUCUAGCUUAUUGGGGUUCUUUGCCUUGGCGUUUGCUCCCCUGCCGUGGGUGUUUUAUCAUUUCGGGCCGAGGAUUCGGAUGCGAAGCAAGUAUCAUAUGAUGAUGAAGGCUGAAGGCUUUUAAGAACCGGUCUCAGCCUGACUCUGGG
This is a messenger RNA of Aspergillus neoniger CBS 115656, 1502 nucleotides long. Its product is annotated as MFS transporter. Bases 62 to 1477 code for a protein of 471 amino acids. Gene Ontology annotation, biological process: transmembrane transport. The transcript has 3 exons. Lineage: Eukaryota; Fungi; Ascomycota; Eurotiomycetes; Eurotiales; Aspergillaceae. Gene Ontology annotation, molecular function: transmembrane transporter activity. The record is from RefSeq and is a predicted model, not a curated record.